Messenger RNA from Galeopterus variegatus (Sunda flying lemur), 975 nucleotides. It is a transcript of the gene LMO1, whose product is annotated as LIM domain only 1 (rhombotin 1). Gene Ontology annotation, biological process: positive regulation of transcription by RNA polymerase II. Lineage: Eukaryota; Metazoa; Chordata; Mammalia; Dermoptera; Cynocephalidae. The coding region runs from base 223 to 693 and encodes 156 amino acids. The transcript is spliced from 4 exons. Gene Ontology annotation, cellular component: nucleus. The record is from RefSeq and is a predicted model, not a curated record. Gene Ontology annotation, molecular function: DNA-binding transcription factor binding; transcription coactivator activity.
UGCAAUUCUGAGGCACAAAAGUAGGUGAGACUGCUUUUGUAUCUGCGAAGUGCUUCACUCCUGAAUGUAAUUCUAGCUGAGUACAAUCUAGGUUAAGAGCCGGACAAGCGGGUAAUUAGAGCCCGCUCGCUGCCCGAGGACCGGCCGCCCCGCCGAAGCGCGCCCGGAGUCGGCGCCCUUCUCCCGGCGAGCCGAGCUGCGGCUGGACACGGAGCGCCCGAGAUGAUGGUGCUCGACAAGGAGGACGGCGUGCCGAUGCUCUCCGUCCAGCCCAAAGGGAAGCAGAAGGGCUGCGCGGGCUGUAACCGCAAGAUCAAGGACCGCUACCUGCUGAAGGCUCUGGACAAGUACUGGCACGAAGACUGUCUCAAGUGCGCCUGCUGUGACUGCCGCCUGGGCGAGGUGGGCUCCACCCUCUACACCAAGGCCAACCUCAUCCUGUGCCGACGCGACUACCUGAGGCUGUUCGGCACCACAGGAAACUGUGCUGCUUGCAGCAAGCUGAUCCCAGCCUUCGAGAUGGUGAUGCGGGCCCGGGACAAUGUGUAUCACCUCGACUGCUUCGCCUGCCAGCUCUGCAACCAGAGAUUUUGUGUGGGAGACAAAUUCUUCCUGAAGAACAACAUGAUCUUGUGUCAGAUGGACUAUGAGGAGGGGCAGCUCAACGGCACCUUUGAAUCCCAGGUGCAGUAACGCCCAUUGCCCGGCCUCCAGGCCCGUCUGUCUGUCUGCCCACCUGCCCACCGCCUGGCUGGCCAGCCACUGUCCUGUCACAUCAGAACUUCUCCACCCUGGAUGGGAGAGACAGCCCUUCCUCCACUGCUGCCACCUGUCUGUGUGUGACCCCUCCUGGGGCUAGGCUGGGCCUGUACAGUCUGUCUUCUGUAUAUAAAUGGGAACAUUUAUUUUAUGAGAAAUGUAAUGCGAUUUUAUUACUGGCGUGGAUUAAACUUAUGAAUGUUUCCGGGGAGGUUA